Molecule: messenger RNA, 3621 nt
Organism: Acanthaster planci (crown-of-thorns starfish)
Lineage: Eukaryota; Metazoa; Echinodermata; Asteroidea; Valvatida; Acanthasteridae
Product: sodium/potassium/calcium exchanger 5-like
Biological process (GO): calcium ion transmembrane transport; intracellular calcium ion homeostasis
Cellular component (GO): plasma membrane
Molecular function (GO): calcium, potassium:sodium antiporter activity; calcium channel activity
Source: RefSeq, a predicted model, not a curated record
CUCAUCUAACAAGUCAUCCCCAUAAACAAGCGUUUAUAGUCCCCGACAGUCUUGCCUCAUGUGAUCGCGUACUUGCGCCUAUUCCAACCGGCGACUAUCGCAGAGUCAGAAAUCGGAACCGAAGAAGGUGGCAAUAGUGAAUGCAUGUAUUAAUUUCCCCGGGUCCAACUGGCCCGCAUCCAGGCUGUCUGUCCGUAGGCUAGGUAUGCAUGUAAAGCGUCAGUGCUCGAGCGUUAGCGAGGCGAGACACAGCUAUUACAUAUACAGGGAACCGUUCGUCGAACGGAUAAUAUCGGUACAUGAUGUUAACCAUAUGCUAAUGAAUGAUAGCCCGUGUAUACGCGUUGAACAUGUUCCGCUUUGGCAGUAUUCCUCCUUGUGCGGGUCGUGUGCUAUAGGCACUGACAUAAUACCGGCAUAAUAACAGAGCUUUGCUGUAGCCGGGAAGUAAAAACACGAGGCGGGAUAGCGUGUCAAAUACACCGUACUAGCACUGUUGCCUCCGACCGCCAGAAUGGCCUUAUGGACGGUCAAACGCCAAGGGUCCUCCGCCGCUAAAACCGUUGUUUUCCGGACAUACGCGGGACUCUUAUUGGCCUACGCUUUGACGUUCUUCUUAUACUCGAUCACCAGCAAUGGAGGAUUGGAGACUAGAAAAGACGGUGGAGGAGUUGUGGGAGAGAGGUUGAGAGCUCCUAGGGAGUCGACAGAGCUGGAGGAGGCUGCCAACGAAACAGUGUCCACGGAACACUCAGCGGAGAUGCAGUCCAACUGCUCCCGGCCCUCGGUGGAGAACUUCCCGCAGGGAGUGUUCAGCAUGGACACGCUUCGCCACGGAGCCCUGGCUGUUGACGUUGUGGCGGUGGUCUACAUGUUCGGCGCCUUAGCCAUUGUGUGUGACAGCUAUUUCAUGCCUGCCUUGGAAAUUAUAUGCUCAGUGCUUCAUUUAUCGGAGGACGUCGCUGGAGCAACCUUCAUGGCGAUAGGCGGUUCCGCCCCAGAACUUUUUACCUCGAUAGUAGGUGUAUUUAUAAGUAAAGGAGACAUUGGGAUUGGAACAAUCUUGGGUUCAGCCGUGUUCAAUGUGCUCUUUGUCAUUGGUUUGUGUGGACUACUGGCCGGUAAGACCAUCUAUCUGACCUGCUGGCCUCUGACACGUGAUUCUUGCUGCUAUAUCAUGUCAAUCCUCGCCCUCGUUUUCGUGGUCAGCGAUGGUGUGGUCACGUGGGCGGAGUCCGCGGCAAUGCUGGUACUGUAUUGCAUGUACAUCGUCCUGAUGUACUUCAACCCACCCACCGAGAGGUACGUGGAUCGGAACAUGGCCAAGUGCCGGUGCCGACGGCUGGUGAUCGGCGAGUCGGGGCGGGCCGGCGGUGAGGGGCGUGGGGCCGCGAACCUGACGGAGCUGGCCAAUCUGAUGGAAGAGGGGGAGGAGUCAGAUGAGGAAGACGAGGAGGAGGUGCUUCACAUAGCCAAUGGCAACGGCAACAUCAGACGAGUUGAUAAAGAAAAAACAGAGACGGCCAGGCCUGAUCAGGAAGAAUCUCCCGCCAAACACGAGGAGGAUCCAAAAUCCCCCUUCGAAGUCCCGAAAGGGUGCCUCCAGACCUUCAGCUGGUGUCUGACUCUACCGGCCCUGCUGCUGUUCUACGUCACAAUCCCCGACUGCCGCAAGAAGGCGUGGGCCCGGUGGUACCCGCUCACCUUCCUACUUGCCCUCGUCUGGAUCGGGGGAUUGACCUACCUGCUGGUGUGGAUGGUAACAGUCAUCGGUUUUGCCUUACGAAUACCAGACACCGUGAUGGGACUAACGCUCCUUGCAGCAGGCUCCAGCGUUCCCGACCUCAUACUCAGCGUUAUCGCGGCUAGAGAAGGUUACGGGGACAUGGCAAUCUCGCACUCCAUUGGUAGCAACCUUUUUGAUAUCUUACUUGGCCUGGGUCUACCCUGGUUCCUGAGCUCCGUUGCGGUCCAGUCUGGAAGAUCCGUAGCAAUCCACAGUGGAGGCGUCGUCUACAUCACGGCGCUGUUGCUAGGUAACGUCGUCGCCAUGGUGCUCCUGAUCCGGCUAAGCGGCUUUCUGCUCAACAAGAAGCUUGGACUUCUGCUCAUUUUGCUGUAUGCGGCCUUCCUGGUCCUGUCUGUAUUUUUAGAGAUGAGUGCCGUAUUGGGAGUGAAUGAACUACCCGUCUGCGGCAUGUGAACGCUUCAUCAUGAUUGCGACUACUACGACACGCUUCACAACUUCAGAGGACAGUGCAAAACUGUGACACAAAAAUGAGUUUCUUGCCUAAACAGUCCUUUGGGAUCUUUUAAAUGAACAAUGUAAUGCCAUCACAACGACAAACACGACCAUAGUUACAUUGGAUGAUGAUCCUACCGUUGAUUUAUUGGUGGAGACGAAUCUUUUACAUCAUUACCCUACAAUGAACCCAAGAAACUUUGGGAGGAAAAACAGACGUAAGCCAUUAUGUUAUAUUAUGGCAUCACAAGAUAACACCGUUUCAUGGAAACACCUCGCCCCUUGAAAAUACCGUUUUCAAGGGGCGAGGAAACAAGGACGACGCAUACUGCUGAAGUCGGGGACACAACGGCGACGGAGUUGAAUAAAACGAUUUCAACCCUCAAACUCUGAAUACGGCUAUCAUGAACCGUUGUCAGUUUCACCCAGAACACACCAAACGAAAGUAAUCUCUACGGCGGGGACCAGGUCGAAACGGGGGGGGAGGGUCGAUAAGUGCUGCCCUUCUUUCUCCUCCUUGUAUACAAGUGGAAACCUGGUUUACUUAUGUGUAAAUUCUGAAGUAGGAACCGACCGACAGUCCACCAAGUAGCAUGGUUUUUUUUUCACGUUUCACGCUGUGGGUCUAUUCCGUGCUGCGCAAUAUGUAGCUAUGACGACACUGUAAUGAUUGAUACUGGAGUGCAUGCGCAGUGCUCACACAAAUGAUAAAUUGCAAAGCGAAUCGUGCCAACAUGGAUUGCCAAUAUGAGACCUGCACCCUUUUAGAAACGUUGACGUUGCUGAUUGCACUGAAUACAGUGACUGGGAUUCGCUUGUCGCCCAGCGCCUGAACAGUGCGCUGAGAGGGGCGGAUGCAUGGCCUUGCAUAGAUUUAAAUGAAGGAUAUGCGUCACACGGGGUCACAGCUAACGAUGCGCGGAGCAUUGUGGGUAAAUUUCUGUAAAUUGAUCAAGAUAACCAAUGAUUGAACUACAUGUACAUGUAUAUCGCCAAAAGACACGUGAUCAGUGAUACUUAGUAAGAAGAUAAAUUACGGUGAUUGUAUCAAGGCCAUGUUUUUAUCACACAAGCCGACACUUUCGCUUCUGCCAAAGCACUGCUAUUAGCUAAUGGAAAACUUACAUAACGCUUCGCUAACAGGAAGUGAUAACCUCGUGGUCGGAGGUCGUGCACUAAGUAGCCAAUCACAGUGCAAAGCCAUCAGCCCUUCCCAGCGCCCUGUUCAGGCGUUGCAGUGGGCGACAAACGAAUGACUGGGACAACGUGGCAGAUCCGCAUACCGUGCAAUUUGAACCUGGAAUGUGAAGGCUUGCCCCAGACAGGCGAGUUACUUAAUACGGCCGUUUCACAAUAGUGCGCCACCAAAAGUUUGCAAC